AUCUAUCAGUGUCAGCACGGUUAAAUAACUAAUGUGAUAAUUUCCUAACCAAAUAGUUUGUUUAUUAUGUUUACUUCUUGAUUUUCACGAAAUAUAUGUUUAAAUUACAUAAUGUUUCGAUUAAUUGUGAAUCGUUUCUUCACACCGCAAAGUUUGAGAACAGUGAGAUCAAUCACUCCUACAUAUUUUAGACCAAUACAUGUAACGUCAGGUCUAAGACAUGGUGAAUAUGAGUGGCAGGACCCUAAGUCAGAAGAUGAGGUAGUAAAUAUCACAUAUGUAGACAAAGACGGCAAAAAAACUAAAGUUAGAGGCAAAGUUGGAGACAACGCAUUGUACCUAGCACACAGAUAUGGCAUAGAGAUGGAAGGAGCAUGUGAGGCGUCCCUGGCUUGCACCACAUGCCAUGUUUACGUACACCCAGAAUAUUGUGAUAAACUUCCAGAAUCAGAAGAAAAAGAAGAUGACUUACUGGAUAUGGCACCUUUUUUAAAAGAAAAUUCUAGACUAGGUUGUCAAAUAGUACUAACCAAAGAGCUAGAUGGAAUAGAAUUGACAUUACCAAAGGCGACGCGCAACUUCUACGUGGAUGGACACAAACCUCAACCACACUGAAAUUAUGGCUGCUCUAGUUGUAAGAUGUCAAUGUAUAAAUAGAUGAUGAAAUAAAAUUGAAAUUUUUAUCUCUGAUAGUCAUUCAAAUAUUAUCAGAAUGAUACUAUUUUAAAGUGAGACAAACAACUGUAGUGAACAAAGGGUGUUUACAGAUUUUAACAAAUCAUAUGCAUAGUGCACAGUCCUUGAUUACAUUAAAUACACAUAAAACAUGUAUCUCAUCUAGAAGUAUUAGAAUAGCUCACAUUACAUUGGUAAUGUGAGCUAUUCUAAAACUUUUUUGAAGAUGAAACCCUUUUGGAAAGCUAAAUUAAAAUUUAACUUGUUUUAUGUGUAUAGGGGUGAAUUGUCGAGCAUUUCAUCAGGCGUGAAUUUACCACCCCAAUUUAGAAAUAAUAAUCUGGAGUAUGUAAUAUUAAAUUUCAAUACCGAAUUAGGAUUUUUUUAAUUACAGAAAAAAUAUUUUGAUGGCCGUAUGACGUAAGCGUGAAUGCUCGAAAAUUCACCGGGAGGCGAAGUGCGGGUUAGCAUUUCACGUCUCACCAUCGAAAUGUGACACAGCGAACCAAUCACAUUGCGCCAUUGUGACGCAACGACAACCAUACUGCAAUGUCAUUGGUUCGCUGCGUCACACAUCGAAUCGUUUCGAUGGUGAAAAGUGACAAUACAAACCCUCUGACAACUGACACUGUUACAAUAAGUUUCAUAUAACUUUAAUAAUGUCCGCGGAGCCUCAAACACUGAGGACCAAUGUUGUAGACGAGACUGUAGGUACAUUAUAGUCAAACAUAACUAUCUUGUUGUGUUUGGUGUUGCAAUUUAGGAUUAUUGUAAUAUUUCAAAAAGGUAUCAAAAAUUUGUUAUCUAUUUUUUUUUUAUGUUGCGUAAGAAUAUGUGAGACUAUGUACAUAAAAUGUACUUGUUAUUUUUUUUUAUAUAUGUUGAAUACAUUGUAGAUAGUAUAAAUAAAACUAGAAAUAAAAUGUUUAUUGUAAAUUCAGUCUUUAUUAUAAUAUUAUACUUA
Molecule: messenger RNA, 1639 nt
Organism: Plodia interpunctella (Indianmeal moth)
Lineage: Eukaryota; Metazoa; Arthropoda; Insecta; Lepidoptera; Pyralidae
Gene: Fdx1
Product: Ferredoxin 1
Exons: 5
Coding region: 112-615 (167 amino acids)
Biological process (GO): P450-containing electron transport chain; positive regulation of oxidoreductase activity
Cellular component (GO): mitochondrion
Molecular function (GO): 2 iron, 2 sulfur cluster binding
Source: RefSeq, a predicted model, not a curated record